AUGUCCAAGCGCACCCUCAGAACACAAUUGAAGCAGGCUCUUGACGCCGUACCAAAACCAGCUCUGCUUGAGCAGGGCCAGCAGGUCCUCUUGGCGCUGGAGCCGGUGCUGCAGCAGCACCGCUCGUUCGCAUGCUACUUGAACAUGGACUCUGGUGAGGCACCGACAGAGGCGAUACUGGAGCGGCUUUUUCAAUUGGGGAAGGAUGUUUAUCUGCCGCGGUGCACCGACAGCAGCGCAUCCGGGAUCGCUGGCGCGGGCAGCCACAUGCGGCGGCAUUUGACGUUCUACCACAUGCAAUCUAUGGCGGCUGUGCGCGCGUUGCGCCCGCAGGGGAAGUACGGGCUGCGCGAGCCGCCAGCGGAGGCACCACCGCCGGCGUUGCCCGACGUGGAUGUGGUGCUGAUGCCCGGUCUAGGGUUCUGCGCCGAUACCGGCGCGCGCCUCGGACGCGGGGCAGGUUACUACGACAACUAUGUAAGCCGUACGCAGCAGCUGCACGGCAGGAGACCGCUGCUGGUUGGGCUGGCGCUCAGCCAGCAGCUGAUGUUGCACGUCCCGCUAGAGCCGCACGACCAGUGCUUGGACGCGGUGGCCUGCGGCGACGGACAGUUGAGGUGGGCGCAGCGCGCGCCCGGGGAGAUAGUUGAUAUAUAA
This is a messenger RNA of Eremothecium gossypii ATCC 10895, 657 nucleotides long. RefSeq names its product 5-formyltetrahydrofolate cyclo-ligase (gene FAU1). Lineage: Eukaryota; Fungi; Ascomycota; Saccharomycetes; Saccharomycetales; Saccharomycetaceae. The coding region runs from base 1 to 657 and encodes 218 amino acids. Gene Ontology annotation, biological process: folic acid-containing compound biosynthetic process; tetrahydrofolate interconversion. The record is from RefSeq and is marked provisional. Gene Ontology annotation, molecular function: 5-formyltetrahydrofolate cyclo-ligase activity. The transcript has a single exon. Gene Ontology annotation, cellular component: mitochondrion.